AUGGCUCUCUCCCCUCCUCCACUCUUCCUGCCAGAGCUGUGGCUGAAGGAGUACAGACCUGAGAGGGAUGGGACCACCUAACCCCUAACCAUGGGGCCCAAAAAAGUGAAGAUCAUGAUGAUGGAACAGGAACCAGUCGUGUUCAUCCAGGCCUGGUGGCGAGGCACCCUGGUGCGCCGGACGCUGCUGCACCUAGUGCUCAGAGCACGGAUCAUUCAAUGCUGGUGGAAGCAGAAGCUGGCCAAGCUGUUGGAGAACAGGCGGAGGGCGGCCCUAGUGUUCUAUGCACAGCAAGAAUGGGCAGUGGUCAAGCUGCAGUCCAGGGUCCGCAUGUGGCGCAUCCGCCUUCGUUUCUGCCGUUUGCUCCAUGCUGUCCACAUCAUCCAGGUUUACUGGCGCUGGCAUAGUUGCCACACUCGUGGCUUGAUUCAGGGCCAUUACGACCUCAAAGAAAACCAACUGAAUCUUCAACUUGAAAUCACUUUGGGCUCACAAGCUUGUAAAGUGCAGCAAUGCAUACCCUUUCCAAUAAAAGAAUGA
Messenger RNA from Diceros bicornis minor, 540 nucleotides. Its product is annotated as IQ domain-containing protein F5-like. The transcript is spliced from 2 exons. The record is from RefSeq and is a predicted model, not a curated record. Gene Ontology annotation, molecular function: calmodulin binding. Lineage: Eukaryota; Metazoa; Chordata; Mammalia; Perissodactyla; Rhinocerotidae.